This is a messenger RNA of Condylura cristata (star-nosed mole), 984 nucleotides long. Its product is annotated as olfactory receptor 2B6-like. Gene Ontology annotation, molecular function: olfactory receptor activity; G protein-coupled receptor activity. Lineage: Eukaryota; Metazoa; Chordata; Mammalia; Eulipotyphla; Talpidae. Bases 1 to 984 code for a protein of 327 amino acids. Gene Ontology annotation, cellular component: membrane. The record is from RefSeq and is a predicted model, not a curated record. The transcript has a single exon. Gene Ontology annotation, biological process: G protein-coupled receptor signaling pathway.
AUGCGCUGGGCAAAUGAGAGCGCCCCGCGGGAGUUCAUCCUCUUGGGGUUCUCAGAUCGGCCCUGGCUGGAGCUCCCCCUCUUCGUGGUGUUCCUGGUCUCCUACGUCUUGACCAUCGUGGGCAACCUGGCGAUCAUUGUUGUGUCCCGCCUGGACGCCAAACUCCACACCCCCAUGUACUUCUUCCUCACCAACCUCUCGGUGCUGGACCUGUGCUACACCACCAGCACCGUCCCUCAGAUGCUGGUGAACAUCCGCAGCAGGAGGAAGGUCAUCAGCUACGGCGGCUGCGUGGCCCAGCUUUUCAUUUUCCUGGCCUUGGGCUCCACCGAGUGCCUGCUCUUGGCCGUCAUGUCCUGGGACAGGUUCGUGGCCAUCUGCCGGCCUCUCCACUACUCGGUCAUCAUGCACCAGCGCCGCUGCCUCCAGCUUUCGGCCGCCUCCUGGACGAGCGGCUUCAGCAACUCGGUCCUGCAGUCGUCGCUGACCCUCCGGAUGCCCCUGUGCGGCCACCACGCGGUGGACCACUUCUUCUGCGAAGUGCCCGCGCUGCUCAAGCUGUCCUGCGCGGACACGACGGCCAACGAGGCCGAGCUCUUCUUCAUCAGCGUGCUGUUCCUGCUCAUCCCGCUCACGCUCAUUCUCAUCUCCUACGCGUUCAUCGCCCGCGCCGUGCUGAGGAUCAAGUCGGCGGAAGGUCGCCGGAAGGCCUUGGGCACCUGCGGCUCGCACCUGGUGGUGGUGUCCCUGUUCUAUGGCACCGCCAUCUACAUGUACCUGCAGCCCCCCUCCCCGGCCUCCAAAGACCGGGGCAAGAUGGUGUCGCUCUUCUACGGCAUCAUCACACCCAUGCUGAACCCGCUGAUCUACACGCUGAGGAACAAGGACGUGAAGGCGGCCUUCAAGAGGCUGGUCACGAGGGUCUUCUUCAGGAAGACAGAGAAAUUCCCAGUGCUGGGCCUCGUUGAGGACUCCAGGGGUUAG